AUGUCGACCUUCACUCGCUGCGGACUUCUACUGUGCCUCGCUACUUGCCUGCUUCAGGGAGGUGAGGGACAAUACCUUUCAAGUGGUAUAGGUGUGGGAUACGGCAAUGUGGACUGCGGCUGCUCGCGGGGCCCGGGCUACGCUUGGCAAGGGGCGUCCGGGAGUGCAUGGGGGGUGCCGGAACUGAUCGGCGGGUACGGGGGCGAGGGUGUCGGGGACUUGGAGGUGGCCGGUGAGCUGCCUGUGGCGGGCACCACACUCGUGGCCGGCCAGGUGCCGGUGCUGGGCGCAGUGCAGUUCGCGGGGGAGGUGCCCGCAGCGGGCAUCGUCACUAUCACUGGCAGAUGCGGCUGCGACUGUAGCGGAAAUGUUCUGUUCUAA
This is a messenger RNA of Papilio polytes (common Mormon), 381 nucleotides long. RefSeq names its product chorion class A protein Ld2/Ld41-like. Lineage: Eukaryota; Metazoa; Arthropoda; Insecta; Lepidoptera; Papilionidae. The transcript is spliced from 2 exons. The coding region runs from base 1 to 381 and encodes 126 amino acids. The record is from RefSeq and is a predicted model, not a curated record.